GUUAAAGUAGCAGCAGCAGCAGCAGCAGCAGUCUCGUAUGUGGAUUCCUGGCUGUAGGACAGCACCAUCACCAGCAGCAGCAGCAGCAGCAGCAGCAGCAGCAGCAGCAUCCCCAGGAGGAGAAAGAGGAGGUUACAGACCAUCCCAGACCAAACUGCUCCAGCGUCAUGGUCUCUGUGACAGCCGUCGCUUGUCUGUCCCUGUCCCUGUCCCUGUGCCUGUCCCUGCUGGCGGGACCGUCGCUCCAGGUGGACGUGAAAAGUGGCAAAGAUGCGGGGAAAGCCGGCAAUUUUAUCGGAGAUGAGCAAUGGCUGUCAACCAUUUCCCAGUACAGUCGUAAGCUGAAGCACUGGAAUCGCUUCAGAGACGAAGUCGAGGAUGACUACAUCAAAAACACAGAGGAGAGCGUGGCCUCAGAUGAAAACAUGGACACAACCAAGGACCCCUGUCAGAAUGUGAAGUGCAGCCGCCAUAAGGUGUGCGUCGCUCAAGGCUACCAGAGAGCCAUGUGUGUCAAUCGCAAGAAACUUGAGCACAGAGUCAAACAGUCAGAACGUGUGGAGACUCCAACCAACUGUAAGCCAUGUCCAGUGGCAGCGUCCUCACCUGUUUGUGGCUCUGAUGGACACAACUACGCCUCUCAGUGUAAGCUGGAGCAGCAGGCCUGUCUCACAGGCAAAGACCUGAGUGUCAUGUGUAGUGGUUUUUGUCCCUGUGCCACUGCUGCUGUUACCCUCUCAAAUACUGACACCAAACGUGAAAGCUGCACCGGCCAAGACCUGGCAGACCUGGGUGAUCGCCUCAGAGACUGGUUCCAACUCCUCCAUGGAAACGCAAAGAGAAAUAACUCUGGCAAGUUUGGAGCUGGCGCCACUUCAGUGCUGGACAAGAGCCUGGUUGCUAGUUGCAAGGACUCCAUUGGCUGGAUGUUCUCGAAGCUGGACACCAACAGUGACCUGUACUUGGACCAAGCUGAGCUAGCUGCUAUAAACCUGGAGAAAUAUGAGAUCUGCAUCAGACCCUUCUUUAACUCCUGUGACAGCUACAAAGACGGAAAGGUCUCCACUGCCGAGUGGUGUCUCUGCUUCUGGAGAGAAAAGCCGCCAUGCCUCGCUGAGCUGGAGAGGAUCCAGGUGCAGGAGGCAGCCAAGAAGAAGCCUGGAAUGUACAUCCCCAGCUGCGAUGAGGACGGCUACUACAAGAAGGUGCAGUGUGACCAGAGCCAGAGGGAGUGUUGGUGUGUGGACCAGCAUGGAGGAGAGAUGAUGGGCACCAGGAUUCAUGGCAACCCCGACUGUGAUGAAGUUGCUGAAUAUUCCGGAGACGGAGGAAGCGGUGUGGGAUGGGAGGACGAAGAGGAGAAAGAGGACAAUGGCGAGGAAGCAGAGGAGGAGGAAGAGGAAGAGGGCGAGGCAGACGACGGAGGAUACAUCUGGUAGAAGUGUCUGACCUCACACGGAGAGCCGAGUGCUGCUGCUGGCCUGAAAAAUCUACGCCGAUGGCUCUUUUCCCCGACACUGGACUGAAGAGGCAUGGAAUUCUGUAGUUUCCUCAUGGGACGUGUGACAGCGGGCAGGUCCACCGAUGAGUUCAUGACCACUUUUUGUCUUAGAUAGGUGUAUUUGCUUCAUUCUCCUCAGUUUUUUUUUUUUGAGCAACAGAGAUUUUUUCUUUCGCCGUCCUGAAGAGCAGGAUCCACCGACUGCUGCAGCGUAGGUAGCUGAAGUCCAUCAGAGCGUCCAAACAACAUCUAUGCAUUUAGAGAUUACCAGUAAUUUUGUAUCGUGUCACCAACUGCUUGAGUAUUAGAGCUGCCGUACUACUGGACUGACCAGAGAACAGAGUUUAAAGUAACUGUUUGGUAUUUUGUGAGGUGUGAGUGUUUUUGGCUUUUUUGCUGAGGCCUCCAGUAUAAAGGAGCAUCAGCAUCACUCAUGUCACAACACCUGAAUAUUGUAUGAGUCUUAAUAGGAGGCAGACGUGAGUGGAAGUUGUUUCCUAGACAGGCAGAGUAGACUUCUGCUCCAACAUAUGGCCACAGCCUCAUCAUGAAGGGUUUGAACUUUUACAUCCAGCCUGAUUUCUUUGGUUUUGGUGCUUGUAGUUGUUGUGUUAUGACCUGGGCUGGAUUAGGGCCAAAACAUGUGAAUAUGAUGAUCCAGAAGAUAGAAACAAGAGUCUGAUAAUGAUUUUAAAAAAAAAACUAAACAUUGCAUGUUAGCAAACAUUAUUAUAUAGAUAUUAAAAACUGCCAUGUGUUAAGUGCCCAGAAUUAGGUUUUUUUGUUGUCAUUCGCCAAAAAAAUAUAUAUAUAUUUAAAAAAAAGAUUUUAAAUGUUGAAAAAUCCAGCAAAAUCUCAAACCUUUACUUUAAAGAGUUCACUGCAGUUCAUCAACUGUUUCUACACUGUCUGUACAUACGCCCUGUGGUAUAUUAGCUGUGAAGAAUUAGGCAGAAUGGAAAAUAAUUUCAUAAAAGGUCAUAAGGUCACUCUUUCUGCUGAAACUGCACCCAAACUCACAGCAGUUCUAGUACUACUGCGUUAGAAUGAGUUCCUCAUCUCUACACCACCUACUGUAUAUUUCCAUGUUGGUUAUAUUUAAUUAGAAAUCUACGUAGAAGAGAAUUAUCUGUGGAUAUUUUUUCCUCUUCUUUAUUCCAUGGUUGCAAAUUGAAACAAAAUAUUGACCUUUGUGUUCAUUUAAAAGAAAAUCGUGCAGUACUUGAAGUUCUGUGUAUUUACUUGAACCCACAAUGUAUUGUUUUCUUCUUUUCUAUGCGAUUACCGUUGCUGUGUCAUCAUCCAUGCUAUUGAUAGGCCAGACUUCUGGUUGUUUUUACUAUUGCAUGUUAGUAUAUACGUAUGAAUGUACAUCUAGGCUGAGCACUUUACUAAUAAAGGCACUGGAGCCCG
Molecule: messenger RNA, 2914 nt
Organism: Cynoglossus semilaevis (tongue sole)
Lineage: Eukaryota; Metazoa; Chordata; Actinopteri; Pleuronectiformes; Cynoglossidae
Product: SPARC (osteonectin), cwcv and kazal like domains proteoglycan 2
Exons: 11
Coding region: 168-1439 (423 amino acids)
Biological process (GO): anatomical structure development
Molecular function (GO): collagen binding; protein binding; calcium ion binding
Source: RefSeq, a predicted model, not a curated record